GAACGUGUUUGAUAGAAAAACUUAAUCAUCAUUGCAGAGAUGAUGAUGCUGCUUUCCGUUUCUUUGCAGAUGAUAAAUAAGAGGAGGAAAGGAGGUGGGAAGCUGAGUUUCGUUAAUAAGGUGGACAAGCUUGUGUUUUUGAGUUGUGAGUGAGGCGCAACACGGGCUUAGAGAGAGACAUUGCUGCACAUCUGGAGUCUCUGACAGCGGCGAAUAAGCAGCCAGAGUCUCCGCGCUGCGCCUGGAGGAGCACCACAGGCGAGAGAAGAACAGAGAAGAAACCUGGACGUGUGGACGACGUUUAAACUGGGUCGUGGCGCGCGAGCUACAUUUUGAAGUCAGCUAGCGUCCAAUGCUAGCUAACAGCAGGACGUAGCAUUGCGCGCGCGCGGACACAUACAUAUAUAUACAUACACACACACACUGACAACGUCGACCUGCGAAAUACGGACACACAGUCACACACACACACAUCCUGUCUCUCUGUCUGUGUGUGUGUGUGUGUAUGGGUUAACUAGCUGGGAAAUUUGCCAACCAAAUGGUCAUGUCUCACAAAUAGCCUCCUAGAGAAGCCUUUCGAGCUCCAAAUCCAGAUAACAUUACAGAAGCGUUCCAUUAAUUAUGAUGAUUCUUGAGCACAGUGACUGUAAGAUCUGCCCAUGCUGACUCAGCCCGUAGUGAUAUCUUGUAACUUGAACAGUUUCCUGACGACAGGAUUUUUUGGCAUGCUGUCUCACUCGGUGUCACGUCAUUCUAAUGUGCUCCUCACUCGAGGUGUUCGGGAUGAACUUGGUUCCAGCCCUCUGAUGCCCCCGAGCUAGGGCCUGCCUGGUGGAUUCCUCAUUCGCCCCGCUCCACUGCCAACAUGCUGAUUAAAGAGUACCGCAUCCCCAUGCCCAUGAGCGUGGAGGAAUACCGCAUUGCCCAGCUCUACAUGAUCCAGAAAAAGAGCCGAGAGGAGAGCGAGGGCGAGGGCAGUGGUGUGGAGAUCCUGGAGAAUCGACCCUACACGGACGGGCCCGGUGGCUCGGGACAGUACACCCACAAAGUGUACCACAUUGGUCAGCACAUCCCCAGCUGGUUCCGUUCCAUCCUGCCCAAAGCAGCUCUACGGGUGGAGGAGGAGUCCUGGAACGCCUACCCUUACACUCGCACCCGUUACACAUGCCCUUUUGUGGAGAAGUUCUCUAUCGACAUUGAGACGUAUUAUAAGCCCGAUACAGGGAACCAGAACAACGUCUUCAAUUUGUCUGCAGCGGAGAAAAGGCUGCGGGAUAUCGACCCUAUAGACAUUGUGAAAGAUGUCAUUGCACCUCAUGAGUACUUGGCUGAGGAGGAUCCCAAGCUGUACAAGUCGGUGAAGACUCAGCGAGGCCCUCUGUCAGACAGCUGGAUCCAGGAGAUUAGCCAUAACCCAGGCAAGAUGCCUGUCAUGUGCGCCUACAAGCUGUGCAAAGUGGAGUUCCGUUACUGGGGCAUGCAGUCCAAGAUCGAGCGCUUCAUUCACGAUGUGGGUCUGAGGAAAGUGAUGGUGCGUGCACACCGGCAGGCUUGGUGCUGGCAGGAUGAAUGGUAUGGCCUGACUAUGGAAGACAUCCGGCAGCUAGAACUGGAGACUCAGCUAGCUCUGGCCAAGAAGAUGGCACAGUUUAGUUGCAGUGAGGAUGGAGGUGAGGGCAACGCCAGUCCUGCAAAAGAACAGGAUGCCAAAGAGGCCAUCAACGCCAUAGAGAAUGAAAGUGCAACACGGAGUCUCGGGGACACGCUGCAGGCUCGGGGAGAACUCACCAAGCAGUGGUCCACCUCAUCCAGAUCCUCCCGCUCUUCAAAAAGAGGAGCAAGCCCCUCUCGACACAGUAUUUCCGAAUGGCGCAUGCAGAGCAUCGCCCGCGACUCUGACGAUAGCACAGACGAUGAGUUCUUCGAUGCACACGAGGAUCUCUCAGACAAUGAGGAGAUAUUUGUCAAAGAGAUCACCAAGUGGAAUUCCAACGACCUGAUGGACAAAAUCGAGACGGCGGAGGUGGACGAACCCCAAAGUGACUUGUACCAGGACUCUGGGAUUGAGUAUUCUGAAACUGGGAACGUCCAAAGCCUUAAUGAGGAUGGCUCGGGUCAGCAGGGCCUGCAGUCGUCGAAGGUGCACGUGUUGCUCCUGGUCCUGCAUGGAGGCAACAUCCUGGACACGGGAGGUGGAGAGCAGAGCAGCAAGCAGGCUGAUGUCAACACCAUCAGCUCGGUGUUUGAGACAGUCAUGCGUGUGCAUUACCCGGCAGCUCUAGGCCACAUCGCCAUCCGGAUGGUGCCGUGCCCCGCUGUAUGUGUGGAGGCUUUUUCACUCGUGUCAAAUUUAAGUCCAUACAGCUAUGAUGAGGGCUGCCUCUCUAACAGUCAGGACCACAUCCCUCUCGCUGCUCUGCCCCUGUUGGCCACUUCCGCUCCUCAGUAUCAGGAUGCCGUGGCCGCUGUUAUAGUGCGAGCCAAUCAGGUGUACGGAGAUUUCAUAAAAUCAUUGGAAGGUACCGCAUUCUCUGGCCAGGUGUGUCUGAUAGGUGACUGUGUUGGAGGGAUCUUGGGCUUCGAUGCCCUCUGCAGCAGCAACAUCACCGUGUCUGAGAGCCAGAACAGUAGCAGAAGAGGGAGCAUAGUCAGUGUGCAGGACAACGAUCUGCUCUCGCCAGGCAUCAUCAUCAACAGUAGCCCUUCAGGCUCAGGUUCAGGUUCUGGUUUGUCCCUGGAAGGCAGCCGUCACUUGAGCCGCAGCAACAUCGACAUCCCACGCUGCAGCAGUGCCGACGAUCCCAAGAAACAGCUGCCCCGCAAGCGUAGCGACUCCUCCACCUAUGAACUGGACACAAUCAAGCAGCACCAGGCCUUCUUGUCUAGUCUGCACUCCAGCGUUUUGAGGAAUGAUCCAGGCUCCCGGCGGUCCAGUAACAGUACUAUGCUGGAAGGAGGUGGCGCUCUGGGCAAGUUUGAUUUCGAGGUGUCUGAUUUCUUCCUGUUUGGCUCUCCUCUGGGUUUGGUCUUGGCUCUGAGGAAAACUGUGGUUCCUUCACUAGAUGUGGCUCACCUCCGUCCAGCCUGCCAGCAGGUGUAUAACCUGUUCCACCCUGCAGACCCGUCAGCAUCACGCCUGGAGCCACUGCUGGAAAAGAAGUUCCACCUGCUGGCACCCUUUAGUGUUCCACGUUACCAGCGUUUCCCUCUAGGCGACGGGCACUCGGCUCUGUUGGUGGAGACCCUCCAGAGCAACCCUCACCUCCUGCUGGAGAGUGGAGGCCGCUGCCAUGAUGGCUUAGGCGAGACCUCCAUCCCUGUUCCCGUGCUCAACUGGCAGGCUGCGCCAGCCACGCCUGAGUCGGAUGUAAUGCACUCUCACGGGGGGAUGUUCCUGGAGAACUCUUACCCCUCGUCUCCUGCCUCAGCCUCAGCAUCCCGGAUCGUUCGAAGACCCAGUGAGGUCAGCAUCGCUAGCCAGGUUUCCGGACUGGCGGAUAGUUACACUGCCUCCAAUAUUGCCAACACACAAGCAUGCCAUCUCAAUCAGUCCAAAAAGCUUAGCCUUUUGUCCCAGCUGGCCCUCCCUUAUAACAAAAUGUCCUCAAGAAGCCCAUCCCCGAAAGCCCGCUACAGGUUGCUCAGUAGCAGAGCGGCGGGCUCAGAUGAGGUGAGCUGCUUCGAGCCCUCCCCUCUCCCCGACUCCAGCCCUCCAUCGCCGAGCAUGCAGCUGGAUAUAGAGCAAGUCGCUGCUCGCUGGUGGGGGACAAAGCGCAUUGACUUUGCCUUGUAUUGCCCUGAUGCCCUGACUGCCUUUCCCACCGUGGCUCUACCUCACCUGUUCCAUGCUUCCUACUGGGAGUCUACAGACGUCGUGUCCUUUCUGCUCAGACAGGUAAUGAGGCAUGAGAACUCCAGUAUUUUGGAGCUGGAUGGGAAGGAAGUUUCAGAAUUCACACCCUCCAAACCACGGGAGAAGUGGCUGAGGAAGAGGACACAUGUUAAGAUCAGGAACGUAACGGCGAACCAUCGUGUGAAUGAUGGAGUUUUUACAGAGGACGGCAUGCAGGUGGUCACCGGCCGUUUCAUGUAUGGCCCGUUGGAUAUGGUCACACUAACUGGAGAGAAGGUCGACAUUCACAUCAUGACACAACCUCCAUCAGGAGAGUGGGUGUAUUUCGACACGGAGCUGACCAACAGCAGUGGCCGAGUUGCUUACACAGUCCCCGAGAGCAAACGACUAGGGAUCGGCGUUUACCCAGUCAAAAUGGUGGUCAGAGGUGACCACACAUCUGCAGACAGCUACUUGACUGUGCUGCCACGUGCCACAGAGUUUGUAGUGUUCAGCAUCGAUGGCUCGUUUGCUGCCAGUGUGUCUAUUAUGGGCAGUGACCCUAAAGUGAGAGCAGGGGCAGUGGAUGUUGUCAGGCACUGGCAGGACUUGGGCUACCUGAUCGUGUACGUGACGGGCCGUCCAGACAUGCAGAAGCAGCGGGUGGUGGCCUGGCUCUCACAGCACAAUUUCCCUCAUGGAAUCGUGUCCUUUUGUGAUGGUCUGGUACACGACCCCCUUCGUCACAAAGCAAACUUCCUCAGGUCCCUCAUCGCUGAGGCACAUAUGAAGAUCUUUGCUGCGUAUGGCUCCACAAAGGACAUCUCCGUGUACACUUCACUUGGCCUGCCACCAUCUAAUAUCUACAUCGUUGGCAGACCAACCAAAAAGAUGCAGCACCAGUGUCAGUUCAUCUCGGAUGGUUAUGCAUCUCAUUUGUCGCAUCUGGAGUACAGUCAGCGCUCGCGACCAGCCAAGACGGGCAGCACACGUGUGACUCUGCGUAAGGGAAGCUUUGGUUUGGGUGCCAGUGGCGACUUCCUGCGCAAACGCAAUCACCUGCUGCGCACCAUCUCCUCCCAACCAGCACCCUCCUCCUCAGCCACGUCCUCUGGCCACGGGGGCCGUCCUGAGCGCGCUCAAAGCCAAUCAGAGUUUGACCGGGAGCGGUCUGACCGUGCACAGAGAAGCAUGAGCAUUGCCGCAGGCUGCUUUGGGCGUUCAGGGAAGAUGGAGGGAGGCGCCCUGAGCCCCAAGUAAACCCUCCAUCAGCUUGGCAUUUGUAACUGGGAGUCUGCUGGUCCAUGGGAUUUUAAAGGAAGGGCGGAUUGGGAAGAAUGAAAAUAGAACGGACUCGGAGAGACUGACACAGCUUUUCUAAUGUAGCAAGAGUGGCAUUGAGGAAAAAUAUUUUGUUCCACUGGGGUAACACGCCAAUAAGAAAUCUAAUGCCUUAUGCAUCGCUCUCGGUUUUGAAACGCUGGUCCUUGCCUCUCGGUUUGCUUGAAUGUACAGAGAAAGUGGAUGCUUGGGUAGUUAUGGCUCCUCCAAUCUCCACCUGCAUCAUCAGAAAAGUGGAAGAAGUCUCUAAUGUGUCACGACGUCCACCAACAUUUUCCAUCUGUAAAUACAUGCCUCACUCCUCACGUGCUCAGGGCAGCCGUGUACAGACGAGUCGGCCAUGGUCAAUCCCAGAAGCCACUUCGCCACACUCAAUUCCUCUUUGCUAACUGCUAACCCCCAGUUUCUUCCUUUUUUUUUUUUUUUCUUAAGUUGUUCUUGUGGAGGGGGUUCUCGUCAAAAGCCCUGCAGCAUUUGGCAAUAAGGACCCACCAUGUUGUAUCUUGUGUUUGGCUCACAGGUCAUUGGAGGCCUUGCUUCUUAACAGUGUAUCACCACACGAGCAUUAAACAUACACCGGGCGAGUGCUGCUCUGGGGCUGAAAUCGAGGACGUUAGCAUUUUUUCGACACUCAAUCUGUAAUUUGGCAACAAUCCCUUUAUCUGGCCAUCUGCUUGCAAUACCUCUCGGACAUCGCUAGGGUGUCUAGUGCUCCUGAAAAAACUCAUCUCUCUGGUGCAGCAUGCCAUGUAUAGAUAGCCAAGUACAAAUCCUCCUGAGCCUCCACGUGAUCACGCUUCCUCAACACCAUUUCUUCUCCCUGGUUCUGGAGCAAAUCCACAAAGGAGACGACUGGAAUAGGGGUCUAUCCAUAUUCACAACGUGAACAUUGGAAAAAUCCAUUUUCUCCAGACGGUCAAAACGGUAGUUAGUCGUCUCUCGCCAAUUUGUGCACCUUUUAUUGCUUUGAUUUCUUGGAAGAAUCGUCGAGUAUACGGACAACUGGGGACACUUGAUAAAACCGAUGGCCAAAAUCAUUUCUUUUACAGAAGCUGUAGUUACGUAAAUGUAUAGCCUCAUUGUUCCUUUUGCACAAGUCGAUAGUGGAGAACCUUGUUACCAUCUCAUGUGGCUACAUAUUGUUAUCGUGUAGUGCAUGAUCCUUAUUAAUAUACGACAGGAUUUGAGUGCGUGUGCGCACGACGGUAGUAUUUUCUCUCGGUCAGGAUUAGAGAUGUGCCAAAAUUAGAACGAUCAUAGCAGUGACCAAGGAAACGAUAGGCUUUCAGUUAUUUCCUUUGUAAUGUACUAUUGAGUAUUUGAUCCGAGUGUAUAUUUGUGCUAUAAAGAUCUGUUGAGUUGAGCUUCGACGGCACAUCUAUACUGUUUAUAAGAUUUUAGAUCAUUUCAGGUCAACAUGAAGUCCUUUAAAAGUCCGUGCUCUAGCUUACUGUUCAUAUGUAAGUGAGAUGUAUAGAACUGUUGCAGGAUAUUAAUUUAAUCAUAAGCUGUGAUUUUUACUUUCGUUUUUAGAUUCAACGGCAUGAUACGUUGUAGCCAAAUAUUGUAUAAAUUUUUUUUUUUAAAUUUGUUAACAGGCAGACACUGGACGAGAAGAUGUGUUGUAUUUAAUUAGGAUCCUAUUGGAGUUGUUUGUAUAUUUGAAUUGAGUACUGGGAGGUUUUUGGAUGCAGCAGCCGCUUGUUUAUAAUCGUUCAGGGGAACGUAGAAUGUUUUCCAAUCGUGUUGGAAUAACAGACGUGUAGAUAUUGUAAAGAUGUACAUUUUACUAUAUGAGAAAUGUAUGGUCGGAAAUUAUUUAUGUAGAUCUGCAAAAGUAAUGUCAGAUUUUAGUGUGUUCAUGGUUGCUUUAGUUUUUUGUUUUUUUAUAUAUAUAAUUGAGAUCAUUUCUUUAAGGACCAACACCAUUAAUGCCAUCAGUGCAGUUUGUGUACAAGAAGACUACAGAAGACACCACCGCACAGACAAUCAGUCUCGGGCACACAAGCAACACACCUAUGACAAAACACGCACUCCUGGAAAUACGACACUCAUCAAGGACAUUUUCUAGAGGAUGUAAAAGUUAUUUUAUUAAACUGUGGUCUUUUUAUUUAUUGGAAAGUUUCACCAAAUUUAAAAGAGAUGGUUCAGUGGAGGUAUUUUAUAUGGAGAAUUUAAGGUGGCGUUUAAAGUUAGACUGCCUUUCAGAUUUUGAGUGGAAUUUUCCCUGACAUCCAGGUAUUUUUGUUUAGUGGACCAAAGGUGACUUCUGAUUUUAUUAGGUUUUUUUUUUUCCUCCUAACGGAACAACUAAUGAAUUUAAGGACACGUGGCCCUAAGUUCUCCGCUAUUUUUUUUUCCUACUUCACCAUGACCCAAUUCAAGAUACUACGUCAUGCAUCAUGUGGUGGGCUUUCCCUGUUUGCGCCAGGCAUUGUGGGAUACAAAUUUGAAACGGGAGAGAAAAAUGGAGGACGCGAGUGUGUGAAUGAAAUGUGAAAGACCGACUACAGUAACAGAAAGCGAAAAGAAAAAAAGACGCUGUAUUGUGAAGGAAAGGAAACGCAGGACCAAACUAAUAAAUAUCAGCGGAGACUGUGGGAUGAUCAACUUGCACAUGUGCACAUGCACUUCCCACGUUUGCUUGACUGCAUGAACUGGGUGAUCUCGCACAGAUUAUUUGCUUGGGAAUCCCCUCAAAUUAGACAUGUUCCCAGUCACAGAAUUGCCUGAUAUUUUGUGAGAUAUUAGAGAAAAACAUGCAUCAUUAUGACCAAGUUUCGGAGAACUAAAUUUUAUUGAUUUAAAUUGAAAGGCAGUCUUCCUUUAAGGCAUAAAAUGGCAACAUCAUACAAGUUUACCGUUCUUGAAAGAAAAAAGUGUUUGUGUAAUAAUAUACCUUCACUUAGCUUUUUAAAUCUGUCCAGCAGAGGGAGUAAGUGAGCAGCUUUCAUGCAAGAAAAUGCAGAGGGUGUUUUUUUUUUUUUAACCAAUCCAUGUACAAUAUGUACUGCUGGUUGAUUUUUGUUUUAUACAUAAGUCCAGAAAUGUCUAGCACCUUCCCCCUGCUCCAUGAAUGCCAAAAUCUCUUCUGGAAGUACCUUCUGAUUAAGAAGCUAAGAUUUGUCAUUACUGCUAUUUAAAAAUCAUGUUGCAAUCAAAAACAAGUUCUCCAAUCCAAGUUAUUUUCAUCUCAUCUCAUUAUCUCUAGCCACUUUAUUCUGUUCUACAGGGUCGCAGGCGAGCUGGAGCCUAUCCCAGCUGACUACGGGCGAAAGGCGGGGUACACCCUGGACAAGUCGCCAGGUCAUCACAGGGCUGACACAUAGACACAGACAACCGUUCACACUCACAUUCACACCUACGGUCAAUUUAGAGUCACCAGUUAGCCUAACCUGCAUGUCUUUGGACUGUGGGGGAAACCCACGGGGAGAACAUGCAAACUCCACACAGAAAGGCCCUCGCCGGCCACGGGGCUCGAACCCGGACCUUCUUGCUGCGAGGCGACAGCACUAACCACUACACCACUGCACCGCCCCAAGUUAUUUUAAUUAUUCUACUUAGACAACCUUAGUCAUUCAGUAUGCAACAAGUGUACACCGAACGCAAUUUCUUAUCUUUGUUUCCCCUACCUUUGCCCAGCCCAAUUUUUUUUUUUUCCUUUUAAUUCAACCAAAUCAUGUACUUACUCCAUCCAAUGUUGUAUCACAAAUGUUAAGAUACAAAUUUGGUCAAUGUUACUGGCAACCACAGGAAAGCAAGCCAUUUUCUGUAACUCCUCAUUUUAAAUUAUUGUGGAAUUUAUUUAACAUUUUAAUUUUUUAACCACAGACCAAACACUCCUACCUGUUCAGAAAUAUUAGCCCUCAUUUUUAGGUGCAUGUUGGCAACACUAUUCUAUAUAUCUACUCAUUUAUAUAUUACAGAUUUAUAUACACCACCAGGUCAGGUUUUGAGUGUAAUGUUCCAUUUUUCAAUAACUUAUUACGAAUACACUGUCCUCUGUGUAGAAACGGCAAUCAGCAUGUAAUUUAAAAAAAAAAAAUGCAUUUGCACAUUUCAAAUUGUACAUGGCACAAUGUGAUAUUGUAAAAAUAAUCAGCCACAUUGUACUUUAGCAAAAACGUGGCAGCAGUUUUAAACGCGAGUAUUUUUUCUCCCUCCAAGAAAACUCCAUUGCACCUCGUUUUUUUUUCAUUGCCGCGUGUUCAGAUGGUGUCCCAACAAACCCCGGUAUUUCCAAACAUGCCUUUGAAAUCCAAACUGUAACAUUGUCAACAGUUUUGAUCUGAAAACUUCUCAGCUCUUUUUUUUCCCACCCACUUGUGCUCGAUUCUGUAUUAUUGUAUGUACUGUGGAUUAAAUACAGUUGGACAGCUA
Messenger RNA from Neoarius graeffei (lesser salmon catfish), 9553 nucleotides. Its product is annotated as membrane-associated phosphatidylinositol transfer protein 2. NCBI's taxonomy places the organism in Eukaryota, Metazoa, Chordata, Actinopteri, Siluriformes, Ariidae. Bases 866 to 5092 code for a protein of 1408 amino acids. Gene Ontology annotation, cellular component: cytoplasm. The transcript has 27 exons. The record is from RefSeq and is a predicted model, not a curated record. Gene Ontology annotation, biological process: phospholipid transport. Gene Ontology annotation, molecular function: phosphatidylinositol transfer activity; phosphatidylinositol binding; metal ion binding.